AUGAAAGCACAAUUAUUAAUAACUCUUCUUGUCAUCGCUAUGAUUCAAUUGAAUUUCGCAAAAAGAUUUACAAGAUGUGAAUUUGUUCAAGAACUUUAUUACAAAGCUGACAUUCCCAGAGAUGAAAUUUAUAAGCAUUUGUGCAUUGCAAUGGUAACAAGUGAAACGGCAAGUACCUAUUUGGACUCUCAUGGAAUUUAUAGAAUAUCAAGUAAAUGGUGGUGUGGAAAAUAUGAACCUUCAGGAAAAUGCGAAAUAGAAUGCGAAAAACUUAUUGAUCAUAACAUCGCUGAUGAUGCUGUUUGUGCUUCUAAAAUUUUGAGUAUUCAAGGCGUCGAAGCUUGGAGUCAAACAGAAGCACAAUGUAAAAAAUUACAGUAUGAAGUAGAAACAUGUUUGGAAGAUUACAAAGAAUCGGAAACUUGGGAUGAUUCUAAUGAAGAUCACGAUCAGAUUUCAAAAGCAGCAAACUUUCAUGGAGCAUUUUUUAUUCUUCCAUUUGUACUACUUUUGUCUUUAAGAAUGAUUUAA
This is a messenger RNA of Clunio marinus, 531 nucleotides long. The record is from the annotation of a GenBank genome assembly. NCBI's taxonomy places the organism in Eukaryota, Metazoa, Arthropoda, Insecta, Diptera, Chironomidae.